AUGUCCCUCAGUGCGGCCGCAGACGUCCCCCUGCAAAUCUCCUCUGCCAACUCCUCGUCCGAGCGCCGCAUCUCUCCCUCGUGGACCAUAGCCCACCUCAGGACACGUCUCGAGCCCAUCACCGGAAUCCCCGCGUCAUGCCAACAGCUCGCGCUGCGUGUGGGCUCGCAGGAUGCGAUCCCCAUCUCUGCAGCCGACGAAGAGACCGCACAGUUGGCCGCCUUUCCGCUGCAGCCGUACGCGGAGAUCACCGUUGGUGACACACGUCCGCCAGGAGCACGUACAGAUUUCUCGGACUUGUCUUCUGUGCCGAAGUACACUAUGCCACCUGCAGAGUAUGAGACGCGAACAGACAGCGUUCUUGCCUGGAAGAAGAACCAGAAACUUGGCCGCUUCGACCCGAACGCGCCGUCAAUCGAGCAGCAGAAGAUCCGAGCCUCGGAGCGCGAGGUCGAAGAAAGGGGAAUCGCACUCGGCGCCCGCGUGCGCAUCCUCCCCGAAACUGACUCUCGCCGAGGAACGGUGUCAUACGUUGGUCAAGUCCCCGAGAUCCCAGGCAUAGGUUCUUGGGUCGGUGUCACGCUCGACGAGCCUACGGGGAAGAACGACGGUACGGUGAACGGGAAGCGGUACUUCGAGUGCGGGAAGAACUACGGCGUUUUCCUUCGUCCUGAGCGCUGUGAGGCUGGAGAUUUCCCGCCUCUUGAUUUGGGCGAUGAGGACCUUGAGGAAAUGUGA
Molecule: messenger RNA, 738 nt
Organism: Didymosphaeria variabile
Lineage: Eukaryota; Fungi; Ascomycota; Dothideomycetes; Pleosporales; Didymosphaeriaceae
Exons: 3
Coding region: 1-738 (245 amino acids)
Biological process (GO): tubulin complex assembly; cytoplasmic microtubule organization; post-chaperonin tubulin folding pathway
Cellular component (GO): cytoplasm; nucleus; microtubule plus-end
Molecular function (GO): alpha-tubulin binding; microtubule plus-end binding
Source: RefSeq, a predicted model, not a curated record